Messenger RNA from Stegodyphus dumicola, 2110 nucleotides. RefSeq lists its product as uncharacterized. The record is from RefSeq and is a predicted model, not a curated record. NCBI's taxonomy places the organism in Eukaryota, Metazoa, Arthropoda, Arachnida, Araneae, Eresidae. Gene Ontology annotation, molecular function: ubiquitin binding.
AUGUUUGUGUAUUUCUCUCAGGGAUCUUAUGCAAAGUAUUAUCUGUAUGGAACAGGAAGGCCAUCAUCUGGACCAGUCAAGUCUUAUCCUCCAUAUUAUGGAUCAAGUCAUUACUCAGUGACUGUUUCACCUCCUCCUCCACCUCCUCCCCCAGAUGGAUCACCCCCACCAGUCAACCAAAUUCAAAUCACAAAUGGUUCUGGUGGUGGGUAUUACACUCCUCGUCCAUUCACUCAGGGAGGCUAUACACCACAUUAUGGAAGUCCUAAAACUCCAUAUCGAUUUAAGCAGGAAAAUACUGUGCAGGUUGAUGAAAGGAUUCUUAUGAAGUUGUGUGUUCAGUUUCCAACUGUUGAAGAAGGACAUAUUUGGCAACUUCUUAAGCAGUACCAUAAUAGAGAGAAUGUUGUUGUCAGUGCCCUCCUUGCAGAAGGUCAGCCAAGGGCUCAGACACAUUCGAUGGAAUUUACUCCAAAAAUACAAAAACCUGAAUUUCAGUCUUUCCAAGUUGAUGAAGCGCUAUAUCAUAAGCUUCGGAACUUCUUUCCAGCUGCUGAUCCAGAGCAUAUUCGCAGCUUACAAAGAUUAUAUAACAAUCAAGAGCAUGAAGUUAUAGGAGCAUUAGUAGCAGGUAAUCGAGGGUAUAACAGUCGUCACCAGAGUCCUCAUCCUAGUUCUCCAAAAAUGAAACUUCGUUAUUUAAAACUUGUGUUCCCUGAAUGUGAUGAAGCUGUUUUGUUUGAUGUACUCAAUAAUUGUGACAAUAAUGCUCAAGAAGCUUCUAAUCGUUUAAUUGGAAUGGGUUACUCAAAACGUGAUACUCCUAUAACACGUCCAAAUAUCAGCCAACUAGUCCGUAAGCCAUCACUAGAAAUUCCUUGGCCCCCACCAACUCCUGAACGUCCAGUCAUUGUUAUUCCACCUAGUGCAUCAGAUAAAUUACAGUUGGUCAGUCGACUCCAAGAACAGUUUCCUGCUGUGUCAAGAACAUUAGUUAACAUGGCUUUAGAUAGUAGCAGUUACAAUGAAGAACGUGCCAAACAGUUUCUUGCAGCAAUGACACCUCAGGAUGGAACCCGCCCAUCAAUUCCUCAUCAAGAUGCUGGAAGUGCAGCAGCCCAAAGUGAAUCUAGUCCAUUAGCAGCAUUUCCAGCUGAAUCUCCACCAGUACCUCCUCCCCGUAGCAGGCAUGCUUCUGUUUCCCAAGAAAGUGACACAGCAUCAGGUUCUCGACAUUCAAGCCUGGAACGGCAUUCCUUACGAGGUGAUAGCUCUAGAGAAGCAACUCCAUCCAAAAGCCCCAGCCGUCAUGCCAGUGCAGGAUCUCCUGCUCGUAAAGUUGCUAGCACAAGUAGUGCGGAUAGAACUUCAAGGCCUAAAUUUAAAAAAGAAGUUUUUAAGGUAUCUAAAGCUACCAGCACUCGAAAUGAUUUUGAAAAUGUGUCUAUUUAUCGUACCAGAGCUCGAGGUCCAGAUCCAUCUCUGAUGAAAGGUCCAUGUGAAAGUUUACUAUUGAAAGAAUAUAUGCCCUGGAGAGGGCCAGACCCUAAAAAUUAUAAGGGCCCAAAUGCAUCAUUGCUCCGAGGACCUGACCCUAACAAUUUAACUUCUAGAAAUGAAAGUAGAGCUAAGGGGCCGCAAAGAAGUCUUCAUAGAGGGCCCCUUACUUCUUUUAAACAUUCUAAAAUAGCACCUACUUCAUCAGGUGUAGACAGUGAAGCUGAUAAUUCUCGAUCAAGCUAAAUUAAGUCCUGCCAAAUAUUCCUCAUGGAAAUCUUCAAAAAAGUAAAAAGCGCACCAUAUUUUAUGUUCACAUAAAUUUUAUGAAAUAUAUCAGAUUUUAAGUUUUAAAUUCUUAUGUGUAGUCUGAAUAAUAUGCAUCAUCCACAAAUCAUUGCAAGAGUGUUUGUUAUUACUAUUAUUAUUAUUAUUAUUAUGGGUUAUCUUCCCUUUUUUGUAUUUUAUCUUGUGAUUGUCCAUGGAAAUGCCAUUUGUACUACAGUCAAAAGUCUUUGACCCGGACUCGUCGGGACUUCUAGGAUUCCGGAUUAUCGGUUUUUCCAGAUUAUAGAUCAUCAGUUUAAAUCUGGUAAGAUGGCAUGCAGAAAUU